Messenger RNA from Peromyscus californicus insignis, 4490 nucleotides. RefSeq names its product family with sequence similarity 50 member B (gene Fam50b). Gene Ontology annotation, biological process: chromatin organization. The coding region runs from base 1110 to 2117 and encodes 335 amino acids. The transcript has a single exon. Lineage: Eukaryota; Metazoa; Chordata; Mammalia; Rodentia; Cricetidae. Gene Ontology annotation, cellular component: nucleus. The record is from RefSeq and is a predicted model, not a curated record.
CUUCGGUCUACUCCCAGAAGUUUAAAGGGGAUGUCCUAUGAGUUUGCCAAUGCACUGUGUUCCAGAGAGCAUGGGGGACUAGUUUGGGGUAUGGGAAGAGUUGGAUAAGGGGAUGUUAGUUGUCAUGGGGUGCAUGGGUGUGAGUGAGAAUCCAUUGAGUAAUGGUGGAGCUCUAGAAGGGUAAGGAGGGUCGAACCGGUACUAGUAGAAAGUGGUCAGUUCACGUUGAGUCCAUUAAAUUAGGAGGUCUCUCUUUUGCUUUGGCUGAAGCGAAGAGAAGGCAUUUUUUACUUAGCCUGCCUCUGCUGCAUGCAGUUCCUGAUGUCUUGUUUCUCACAGCAAGGGAGGGAGAGACCAGCAUUCAUUUGCUUCUGUGUACUUUAGGUGAGUUCAACUAGUACUCCAUGCAGAAAUCAUUCCUAAGACUGUGGUAGGGAUGGAAGCUGGUCAGGACCUGCCAUGACCAUAACAUUAAUGGGAACUUCAGCUUGCAUCAUCAUUUUCCAGGGAGGUGCACAUAGGGAAAGCUCCCAAGAAUUAACUCUUUCCCUGUCCUGCAGGAGGGUGGUCCAACAAAGACAAGAUCUAUCCUGCAGGGCCAACCUUCCUCAUCAGAAGACACAGUUUUCCUCUCGAUCCCAGUUUUCCUAUGGCCAGUACUCACGAGCUCAGGCCCAGGCUCUCUUGUGCCAUGCUCUGGCAUGGCUAUGCUUGAGCAGACACCUAGGCAGCAUGUGGAAUAAAGGUUUGCUCUGUAGGGUCAACCUCCACAUGCAGCUCCUCAAAACCCACACUGAACAGUUGUGACACAAAGCUAUCUCAAUUUGAAGUAAAAUUGCUCCCUUGGUGAUAGCAGUUGCUUUUCACGUGCUCAGGGGCCUUAUGUGGUCGGUAGUUACCACACUGGGUCACCUCGGAAACAGAAUCAUCCGACAGAGAGGAAGUUCUAUCGAAAGGUGCUGGUGUAGACCACUAACGAAGCUGCUGUGGCGGUUUGAUUCCCAACCGUUUUGUUUGUUUGUUCCUAGCUGCAGAAUCUGACGUCAGACCCAGAAGGCUACCAGAGACAGAGACUGGGCAGGACCUAGGGACUGUGCUGAGCUGCAGGCAUGGCGCAGUACAAGGGCACCAUGCGGGAGGCCGGCCGGGCCAUGCACCUGAUCAAGAAGCGGGAGAAGCAGAAGGAGCAGAUGGAGGUGCUGAAGCAGCGCAUCGCGGAGGAGACCAUCAUGAAGUCAAAGGUGGACAAGAAGUUCUCAGCACACUACGACGCUGUGGAGGCCGAGCUGAAGUCCAGUACGGUGGGCCUGGUGACCCUGAAUGACAUGAAGGCCAAGCAGGAAGCCCUGCUGAGGGAACGGGAGAUGCAACUGGCCAAGAGGGAGCAGCUGGAGCAGCGCCGGCUACAGCUGGAGAUGCUGCGGGAGAAGGAGCGAAGGCGCGAGCGCAAGCGGAAGAUCUCCAACCUGUCCUUCACUCUGGAAGAGGAAGAUGACGGCGACCAAGAGGAUGGCCGCAGGGCUGAGGGCAAUGAGGCCCACAGUGGUGGGGCCAAGAAGAACUUGGGCAAGAACCCCGAUGUGGAUACCAGCUUCCUGCCCGACCGCGAGCGCGAGGAAGAGGAGAACCGGCUACGCGAGGAGCUGAGGCAGGAGUGGGAGGCGAAGCGCGAGAAGGUGAAGGGCGAGGAGGUGGAGAUCACUUUCAGCUACUGGGAUGGGUCUGGCCACCGGCGCACGGUACGCAUGCGCAAGGGCAGCACCGUGCAGCAGUUCCUGAAGAGGGCGCUACAGGGGCUGCGCAGGGAUUUCCGGGAGCUGCGCGCCGCAGGCGUGGAGCAGCUCAUGUAUGUCAAGGAGGACCUCAUCCUGCCGCACUACCACACCUUCUACGAUUUCAUUGUGGCCAAGGCGCGGGGCAAGAGUGGGCCACUCUUCAGCUUCGACGUGCACGACGAUGUGCGGCUGCUGAGCGAUGCCACAAUGGAGAAAGACGAGUCGCACGCGGGCAAGGUGGUGCUGCGCAGCUGGUACGAGAAGAACAAACACAUCUUCCCUGCCAGCCGCUGGGAGCCCUACGACCCCGAGAAGAAGUGGGACAGGUACACCAUCCGGUGAUACUGAACCCCUCUUGGGUAGCCUUACUCUCAUAUUACCGAAAUUCAAUAAAUACAGAGGGUCCCCGUGAAUCGCAUGUGAUGGUUCUGUUGCUGGCGUUGUUCUUUGUAUUUUUAAUGUUUCUGUUGUGCUCCGUGUGAUAAGGGUCACGUUUUUGUCUGAGUGGUUGUGCUCAGUGAUUUGGCGGGCCAACAGACAGGGUCUGAUUUUCUUUCUCAGUGUUUUACUUGCUGCGGAGUUGUGAGCAAGUCACUGUGCUCCGUAACUCAGUUUUCCCACCGGUACUAGGAAUUAACACCCCACAAGGCCAAAGUGAGGAGAGAGUAUUUGUAAACACUUAGAGCUCAGUAAAUGCCUGCUGUUGUUUUUGUGGACCCAGUUGCUUUACAUAAAAGAAUUUCUGUGAUCCAGCUCUGAAAUGCCAGGACUAGAGUAGACCUACACAUCACUGGUGUCAGAGUCAGUGGAUGGUGGGAGGAGCCUCACAAAGCCCAGCAAAUGGCCCCACCUCUGGGAUUCCUUAACUAAAUGGUUUAGCCAAAGGCUUGGGAGGUCAGAAAGCUGGUAUACAGCUUAGAAGACCAGUAUCACCAAUUUCCCUUCAUCCAAAAGCUCCAGUAAUAACUCCACAUGACACUACUACGAACCCUACCCUUGGAGUUUUUAUAUUUUAUUCAUAAUUGAGUGUUGUGUUCAUUUUCAUUUAAAAACAUCUAAAGUCGGGCAGUGGCUGCGCACGCCUUUAAUCCCAGCACUCUGGAGGCAGCCAGCCUGGUUUACAGAGUGAGUUUCAGAACAGCCGGGACUACAAUAAGAAACCUCUCGAAAAAAACAAAAAUAAACAAACAAAAUCUAACAUACUAUGAAUCACUUUUACAGAGCUUUUAGGUCACCUCUUUAACGUUAAAAGACCAAGACAAGUACUUUGGGCCUCUUACUCUGUUUCUGGCACCAAUUUCUUGUGCCAGUGCAAGAAUAAGCAUUCUCACAACGUUGGUUGGCUUGGGUGCUGCUUGACUUUAGGAUCACAUACACACACUUCUCAGUUGCCAGGUUGCAUCCAGAGUUUUCCUCAGGGCCAGAUAGAGGCAUCAGUCUGUUUUGAAGCCCGGCAAGCCUGAAGAGUUUAGGGCUUAAGUGCUCCUGAUUCAGGUCAACACAUCAGUCCUCCUGAAAUAGAGACCUAAUCUCCGGCCCCACCCCAGACCUGCACAAUCAGAAUGUGAGUGCCAGCAAGAUCCCUGUAUGACUCAAGCUUGCUGAGACUGAAGGAGCCUCUGGUUGGUCAGAUGUCUGCUCUCUAGUCAACACUUCGACUUCUCAGCUCAAGCCCUAGAUUCAACAGCUGCUAAUGGUCUACAGGUCUAAGCCCUGUUCUCCAGUCCAGCUCUCAUUUAAAAACUAGCGCCAAACACGUUCUAACUCCUGCAUCUAUUUCCUUGUUUUAACUAUGCAUUGAAAAGUUAUGUAUAUUUAUGGGGUUCAAGGUUGUGUUGUAAUUUUGAAUUACAAUGAAAAUACAAUGGGGUGAUGAAAUUAAGCUCUUUAACCUAGGCAUCUCAGCUAUUUUCACUUUUUGUAUUGAGGACAUGAAAAUGUUGUUUUUAGUCAAUGAAAUGUAUAAUAUCUGAAACUAUUAGGUAUAUUCAACAUACUGUGCAAUUGUCUUUACAGUUCAGCCUCAUCCCUCCUUCUGAGACUUUGGCCCUCUGACCAAUCUCCCAUCAACUAUCCUGCUCUCUUUUUCCUGAAUAAAACUGUGAGAACAUGGGGUAUUUUAUCUUCUUGUGUUUGGUUUAUUGCAUAAUAUUUUCACUUCUAUUCAUGCUACUGAAAAUAAAGUUUCCUUCUCAGAACUGAGUGUAUUCCUUUGAGUGUAGACCACAUGUAGACCCAUCCCACAUUCAGGUCCCCAGAAGUAACUGCUUCUUAGCAGAAAUGGGAAAUACACUUCUACAUCCCUUAGGAAUAUCUGUAUCCCACUGCCUUUUGUGUUGUUGGUUUUCAGGUACCAAUCCUACCUUACCACAUGCAGUAACCUCCCCACCCCAAUCCUUCCAAAAGUAAAGAAGAUUUCAAUCAGAUCAACAUUCAUGUGUUCACAAUAGGAUCAUUACAAAUACCCAAUCAUAACAUAUUAUGAAAAAUAUUUUUUCUGGAAUCAAUAUUUCUCGUUUUCUAUUUUGCUUGACUCCUGUGUUGUCAUUGAACUUGCCUCAUACUUUAUGUCAGUUGUGUUCUUCUCUCAGUAUUAGGGUCUUAGUGCAGCGUUGUCAACCUAAAAUUACAUUCUCCAGUGCGAAUGGGUUGAGAGUGACAGCAGAAGCCUUCGGUAGGUAGGUGGUGCCUUUCAAACCACGGAGGCCGCUGGUG